Molecule: messenger RNA, 2288 nt
Organism: Trematosphaeria pertusa
Lineage: Eukaryota; Fungi; Ascomycota; Dothideomycetes; Pleosporales; Trematosphaeriaceae
Product: arrestin
Exons: 2
Coding region: 476-1990 (504 amino acids)
Biological process (GO): ubiquitin-dependent endocytosis
Cellular component (GO): cytosol; cytoplasm; plasma membrane
Molecular function (GO): ubiquitin protein ligase binding; protein-macromolecule adaptor activity
Source: RefSeq, a predicted model, not a curated record
CAACGGAUUUGAGACCAGGAGGUUUCAGAUCCUGAUGCGUGCGCCGCGAAGCUAUGUGGUCCUAAAAUUCAUUGAUUCAUAGCUGAAAAUAAUUAUACGAAUGGAUACAAAGUCUGAAAAGGUGGUGCUAGUCCGGGCGUUGUUCUUGCGCAUUCUUGUGAGUUCUUGGCCUAUGACGUUUGCGAGGGUUUUGAGCAACAAAUGCCCGUCCGGCCAUCCCGCGCGCCGUGGCACACUUCAGCCAGACUCGCCAUUAUUGACCACGCGUUCACGGGCUGUGCGGCGCAUAAUCUGGACAACACACUGCCCAGUACAAAUCAAUCCUCUUCAGCGCAAGAGCCGGGGCCUCGGGAUAUAAUGCGUUGACAUGUCACUUACCCUCAACAGUCGCUCACGAGAUCGCUUCACUCUACACCCAAGCCUCGCCCAUCCAACUACCCGUCACGAACGAUAGAGCACACGCCCUUGGACCGCGAUGAUCGUCCAAAUCCAAUUGCAGCACCCUCAUGAACACUACACGAACCUCGACUUCAUCAAUGGGAAGGUGAUUCUCCGCGUCCCGAGAACGGACAAUGUCAGCAGCAUCAUAGUCAAGCUAGAAGGGGAGUCAAGGACCCGCCUGCUGGCGCCGAUAAGGCCGGACAGACCAGAGAGACAGCGGCCGGUAUUGGAAGUCCACAAGUUCCUCUACAGAACGCAGAUCCUGUGGCCUGCGAACACGCGCCAGGAGGAGCUGCUUGCCAAUCCAAAGGCGAGCUACACGAUCAAUGCGGGCAACUAUGAAUACCCCUUCCAAUUCAAGAUACCGUUGAACACUGCCUGUCAGCAGCACAACAGCAUGACGACGAACGUCUCCUUCGCGAACAUGGCCCUCGAAGUGGCCAAAACUCCCACCCAGCACGUCAAGACGACUUUGCCACCGUCACUCAAUGGCUUUCCGGGCGAAGCGGAGAUACGAUACUACGUGAAGGUGACGGUGAAUCGGCCACAGUUCUUCAAGGAGAACCCGCGAGCAAUGGCAAAUUUCACGCUGCUCCCCAUCGAACCGCCGCGCCCACCACAAGCGGAUGGAGAGGCCUAUGCAAGGAGACAACAUCAGUUUUUGGAGAAUGCGCCGGGUGUGGCUGCUAUGGGCAAGAAGAAGGGCUUCUUCGACAGGAAGGACUCUUCAUCCAGCAUCCCCACUUCUCCGUCGCCGUCAAGCAUCACUCCGCGUGUGACGGUGGAUGCGCGUCUGCCGAACCCUGCUGUUCUCACCUGCAACCAGGACAUUCCCCUCAGAAUUCUCGUCAAGAACAUGAGCGAGCGCACCAAGAACGUAUAUAUGCAGAUGCUCCAGAUCGAAUUGAUUGGCUACACCAAAGUGCGCGCGCACGAAGUCAUGCGUACUGAGUCAAACAGUUGGAUAAUAGCUAGCAUGAGCAACAUGGCGAUUCCGAUGGGCUCUCCGGCAGACCCAGUCGGUACGGAGAUUCCUAUCAAUGCAGAAUAUUGGUCUGGGAAGCCGAUCCCGAAUACGGUCGCGCCAACCUUCCAGAUGUGCAACCUCUCGCGCUUCUACGAGCUCGAAGUGCGCGUUGGCUUAGGCUAUGGCUCCUACCAGCACGGCGAAGAUCAGCUCGUUGUCCUGGCUCUCCGCCUGCCAGUCAAAGUCUACUCUGGCAUCGCGCCGCCUAAAGCCCUCCUCGAAGCACAUCUAACGGGCGACACCGGCAAGCUGAACCCUUCGCUAGCUACCAAUCUGAGUCCAGGCCAAGCACCUAUUACACCAACCACUCCAACACAUCAGGGUUUCGCUGGCGCAAAUGCCUUUCCGCCACAAGGCGCGCCUGUUGCCUCGCAUCCGCAGGCUCCGUACGACGAUGCACCACCGAGCUAUGAAGAUGCGAUAGGGCAGGACCUCCCGCCUAUCAAUGGGUAUAGAGGCAGUUAUCAGCCGCCGCCAGUGCCGGAGGGCGCGCCGAGAUUCUCAGACGAGAAGGGACGGUGAGGGGGAGAGGAUCAUCAUUCAAGUUGGGGAUAAAGCGAGGACGCGAAGAAGACGUCGAUACGCGCAGUGUUCGCGCUGGAGCUGGUUGCACGUAAGACGCCGUGAUUAACCGAUUCCGGGCGCAACCCUUCGUGGAGCACUGGGACUUUGGGAUACCCAGGGCAGCGGCAGAGGUGGCAAAAUGCAGCCGUCUACACCCAACCAUUUCCAUACCUAAUAGCUUCUGGAAACACCAGGAUGUGUUUGUUUCCUCGGGGUGAUAAGACGAAACACGGCUUCUUGUUUCAUGUAAUUCGGU